AUGUCUGGCAACGAUAAUCCCGGAAACUUCGCCAACCGCCCCAAGGAGGAGGUCCAGAACAUCGCCUCCAAGGGUGGACAGGCAUCUCACUCAGGCGGCUUUGCCUCUAUGGACGCCGACAAGCAGCGCGAGAUUGCUUCCAUGGGUGGAAAGGCAUCAUCUGGUUCGUUCGAGCCAGGCAGUGAGGCGGCGAAGGAGGCUGGCCGCAAAGGCGGAUCGAAGUAG
Molecule: messenger RNA, 225 nt
Organism: Paraphaeosphaeria sporulosa
Lineage: Eukaryota; Fungi; Ascomycota; Dothideomycetes; Pleosporales; Didymosphaeriaceae
Exons: 2
Coding region: 1-225 (74 amino acids)
Source: RefSeq, a predicted model, not a curated record